Messenger RNA from Spodoptera littoralis (African cotton leafworm), 1344 nucleotides. The record is from the annotation of a GenBank genome assembly. NCBI's taxonomy places the organism in Eukaryota, Metazoa, Arthropoda, Insecta, Lepidoptera, Noctuidae.
AUGAGUGAAUUAAGACAUCGGCGCGGGGAAGGUGAUGGAAACGACAAACUGGAGAACGCUGGCGAAUCUGAUCACGUUGAUUCGGAGGAGGAGAAGAAUAUAGAAGAAAAAUAUGUGGAUGAAUUGGCGAAGUCUUUGCCUCAGGGAACGGAUAAAACUCCGGAAAUCCUUGACUCUGCGCUUUCGGGACUAUCGUCAAGAUGGAGGAACUGGGUUAUCCGAGGCAUCUUCACCUGGUUGAUGAUUGCUGCGUUCUGCCUGCUCAUCUAUGGAGGACCACUGGCUCUUAUGAUCACAGUACUGUGCGUGCAAGUGAAAUGUUUCGAAGAGAUCAUCAACAUUGGUUACGCCGUCUACCGCGUCCAUGGUCUGCCAUGGUUCAGGUCCCUCUCCUGGUAUUUCCUGCUGACUUCCAACUACUUCUUCUAUGGAGAGAACCUCAUUGAUUACUUUGGAGUCGUCAUUAAUAGGACGGACUACCUGAAGUUCUUGGUGACGUACCAUCGCUUCAUCUCAUUCAGUCUCUACUGCGUGGGCUUCGUAUGGUUCGUCCUGUCCCUCGUCAAGAGGUACUACAUGAGACAGUUCAGUCUCUUCGCCUGGACACACGUGGCUCUACUUAUUGUUGUCACCCAGAGCUACCUCAUCAUCCAGAAUAUAUUUGAAGGUCUAAUAUGGUUCAUAGUGCCGGUGUCUAUGAUCAUCUGCAAUGACGUCAUGGCUUACGUGUUCGGCUUCUUCUUCGGAAAGACCCCGCUCAUCAAGCUGAGCCCCAAGAAGACCUGGGAGGGUUUCAUCGGUGGUGGCAUAUCUACCGUUGUUUUUGGACUUGUGAUGUCGUACAUGAUGUCCCAGUACCCGUACUUGGUGUGCCCCAUCGAGUACUCGGAGUCGCUGGGCCGCAUGACCAUGGACUGUGAGCCGUCGCUGCUGUUCCGGCUCCAAGAGUACACGCCACCGCAGUUCGUGCAGCCCGUUAUGAAAGUUUUUGGUAUGGAGAAGCUGAACAUCUACCCGUUCAUGAUCCACUCUCUAUGCCUAAGCACGUUCAGCUCAGUCAUCGGACCAUUUGGAGGAUUCUUCGCUUCAGGAUUUAAACGCGCGUUCAAAAUCAAGGACUUUGGUGACGUGAUCCCCGGACACGGCGGCAUCAUGGACCGCUUCGACUGCCAGUUCCUGAUGGCCACCUUCGUCAACGUCUACAUUACCAGCUUCAUACGUACCGCCACGCCGCAGAAACUGUUGCAGCAGGUAUACAACCUAAAACCUGAACAACAGCUGCAACUAUUCUACGCUCUGAAGGAAUCGUUGGAACACAGGAAUAUACUAAACUUGGUACCUUAG